Papilio xuthus (Asian swallowtail) is the source of this 4006-nucleotide messenger RNA. RefSeq names its product transcription factor CP2 like gemini (gene gem). The transcript has 22 exons. The coding region runs from base 993 to 3131 and encodes 712 amino acids. The record is from RefSeq and is a predicted model, not a curated record. Gene Ontology annotation, cellular component: nucleus. Gene Ontology annotation, molecular function: DNA-binding transcription activator activity, RNA polymerase II-specific; RNA polymerase II cis-regulatory region sequence-specific DNA binding. NCBI's taxonomy places the organism in Eukaryota, Metazoa, Arthropoda, Insecta, Lepidoptera, Papilionidae. Gene Ontology annotation, biological process: regulation of transcription by RNA polymerase II.
CUUGUCUACCACUGGUUGAUAAAUCAAAUAAGCAGAAAUAAGCCAAUAUCCAAUUAAAGUUAGUUUAUGUGGUUUUGAAAUCGGAAACACGACAUCGCCUAAUGGUGGCUGCUGUUCCUUGGCGUUUUACAUGUGUGGCAGAUUAAAUUCUUUUAUCGGUUUCGUAUUGAUAAAUUAUAUCAAGGUGGUUAAACCACUUGAUGUUAAUUAAUGUGUGACUGUUAUUAAAGAAAUUGUUACGUCGUGCUUUGUAUUGUGAUUUGAAAAAUCUGAAGCGAGAUAAGGCUUCAUUGAUUCAAUAUCACCGUGUUGUCUAAGACUGCCUACUUGGCGGACGAGUAUUCCCUUCUUUCUGGGCAAGUGUAAUUAACUAAACCAGAUCGAGCGUACGAGAUAUCAUCGAUUACAUCCAGCGCGGUUGAGAUAGAACCAGAUACUACUGACUGAGUACGUCAGCGUUCAUAUUAAUGGAAAACAUUGACAUUGCCACGUCUAUGUUGCUAAUGAAGAUUGAUUUCCAAGCCCUUAAGAUUCUGGACUGACCAUUGAAGGAUAUUCUUGGUUUUGCUACACCAUUAAUGGAGCCGUAGCAUCAGCGCACAGCCGCGGAAUCGAGGCGUGUAUUCGAGUGCAACAUUCGAACCCGACUCAAGUUCCCACGUCGCCAACUGUGCCCCAUGGAGGCCAUUCCCAGCCAUCAGCGAACGUAUUUGAUCGGCAAUCGUUUCACAAACAAAGUGUUCCCGGGCCUCGUGCCCCACAUACAGUACCACCUCUGUCGCUCCAACACAAACAUGCUCUUGAAAAUAGAGAACGAACUCCUCCAAAGUCACCGCCAAAGAGAGACGACGGGCAUCAAAAAGUUGUACAACUCGUUCUUCGUACUCUUUUAAUCCUAUUCGCCGCGUUACGGUUCAACAAAAUCAUUCAUUUAUCAUUCAUCGUUCAUUCAGUGACUUUUAGUGUAGUGCGGGCGCUAUGGCCCGGGUGUAAUGGAAUCGUAUGAAGAAGACAGAGACUAUACAGGGCUUAUUAUGCAUGAGGGUCGCAAGGAGGACCCGUUCACGUGGGAGUCGUCAGUGAGGCUUACUCUCGUGGGUAGAGAGGAGGAGCUCGGGAUGUACCUGGAGGAGAGGGAGGGUCGCAAGAGGAAGUGGCAUCAGGGCGACGCCGACAGAACCAUGCGGCGUGAGGACGCCGAUGAGAAGGAGCCUAGGAAAGUGCCGCCAAAGAAAAUUAUGGCGUCUCUUGGGGAGAUGGGUGGCAGCGGCACGAGCUCGUCAUCCUCGCACCUGUCUCCCGGCUGGCAGGUCAACGACCUCGAUCUAGAUCUGCCCGGAGAACUGUCAAUGAACGAGGCUCUGUUGUCGCUGCCGUCGCUCUCGGUGUUCAAGCAGGAGGCGCCAUCACCGACAGGUGCUGUGGUGUCUCCGCCGCGGCGCGCCUGGCCCUGCGCACGACGUAUCGACGAUAGACAGAUAACCAGCAUGGUGGUGGACAACGUGAACCGCGAGGGUAUGGAGGAAUCCUGCCAGCAGUCACCGCCACACAACAACGCCGUCAUGCCGCAUCAAUCGAAUAGUCCGGAGAUGCAGUGCCAGUCUCUGCAGGCUGGAGCGCUGGUGCCCAUGACCGGAUACCACUCGCCCGGCAUGCACGAGAAUAAAAAUCCAGGUCUGCUGAUGUGCUCGCCAGUCAGUUCUCUGGACGGUUUCCUGCACUCUCCCAUACAGCGCAGUGAGCCCAGCUUCAAGGAUGACACCAGGUUCCAGUACGUGUUAGCUGCAGCGACAUCUAUCGCGACCAAACAAAACGAGGAGACACUCACAUAUCUGAACCAGGGCCAGCCUUAUGAGAUCAAACUUAAGAAACUCGGAGAUCUGUCACAUUAUAAAGGAAAAAUAUUAAAGAGCGUGAUAAAGAUCUGUUUCCACGAGCGCCGGCUGCAGUACAUGGAGCGCGAGCAGAUCGCGCAGUGGCACGCUGACCGACCCAGAGAACGCAUCGUAGAGGUGGACGUGCCUCUAUCGUAUGGUGUGAUCAGAGUGGAGCAUCCUGCCAGUCUCAACGCGCUGCAUGUGUUGUGGGACCCCACCAAGGAUGUUGGAGUUUACAUCAAGGUAAACUGCAUAUCGACGGAGUUCACAGCGAAGAAGCACGGCGGUGAGAAGGGCGUGCCAUUCCGCAUACAAGUGGAGACAUACCUUGCUAGUGAUGACGUCACACGGCUGCACGCCGCCGCUUGCCAGAUUAAGGUGUUCAAGCUGAAAGGUGCAGACAGGAAACACAAACAGGACCGCGAAAAAGUGCUGCGUCGUCCGCGUGCUGACCACGACAAGUACCAGCCCGGCUGCGACGCCACCGUACUCACCACGCUGUCAAAUGACGCCAUGAUGCCACCACCUUCUCUGGUCACCACUUCACCUCCGUACUCACCGGAACUGUGUUUGGCCCCUAAGUCUGUUACAAGUCCUAUGGUGGUGAACAAACCUACACUGCAACAACCUGCUAUUCUUGCUACAACCAACCAGAUGAAACCAUUGUAUUGUCAAGAUGGUGGAGAUGUGAAAGUGAGCACACCACCGUGCCACUCACCUGACACUAUCUUGCCUGAUUUGCCGCAGCCAGCUGAGGAUCCUGACAAGAGCGGUGGUCUGUCAAAGGAGGCAUCAUCAGCGGAGACACAGGCAUGGCUGUCGCGACACCGCUUCUCCCAGCAUGCCCCCACAUUCGCCAACUUCUCUGGCGCGGAUCUAUUACGAUUGUCCCGUGAUGACAUUAUCCAGAUCUGCGGCCUGGCUGACGGGAUACGUCUGUUUAAUGCAUUACACGCAAAGCGCAUCGAGCCUCGGCUGACGGUGUACGUGUGCCCGGCUGGCGGCGGUGUGUACAGCGCCCUCUACCUGCACGCGUGCAGCGCGCGCGACCUGGUGCACAAGCUGCGCCCCCUGCUGCACCCCGCACACAACAGCCCAGCUGACAAGGACGGCGACACAGUGCUGGUGCUGGGUCCUAACGGCGCCCGUGUGCGUCUGACUGACGAUCUGGUGCGCCACAUGCCCGACCACAGCACUUACCGCCUGCAGCGUCUUGACGACGGCACCCUGCUGCUUAGUGCUACAGACAACUGACUAUGACGUCGCAUCAAUGAUAACGUGACGUCACGACAAUGUGAGGACAACGUAACGUCAAUACCAGAGAUCUUUACCCGUAGCUGAGAGACGUCAACUUGACAGUGAAAUCUUGUAACCGGUGAUAUAAUUUUUCACAUCCCCUGUAUGUCUUUUAGUAUUUUACAAGUAUGUAUAAUUACGAAUGGAUUCGAUGAAGCUUUUUGUAAAGUGGUCAAUGACGCCACUGUCGCGGUAUGACCGUACAUUUAAUAUGUACUGACCUCUGUUAAUGGACAGGCUAUAAACCGUGGCAUUGUGUGCAUAUUUGAUUCUGGUGCUGAGGAUUCGAACUAAUAAUGGAAAAGAUGAACAGGUGUACAACGAACCAAACAAUUGCUUAGUUGUAGAGAUCAGAGGGUCAUAUGUGAAAAUAAUUUUUGCCACUUUUGAAUAAUUUGUACUGUUAUGUUGACUUAAGUUUAAUGGCAUUAAAGCCUUUAUUUUAUUUAAGCAUCUAGUUAUUAUGAUAAAGCACAGUAUGUGCGUUUAAUUUUGAUUUUGCUAGUAUCCAACAAUUACCAAACCUUAGUGGUUUUUUAAUAGUGAAUGAAACUAAGUUUGUUAGUUGUUACUUGUUGUGUUUUAAACUUUAUUGUUACCGAUAUUAUUAUGUUAUAAAUUCAUCAUCCCAAUCGUAAUCAAUUCUUUAACUCGAUGCCAAAAUGUAUAAGGAAAAGAUAUUUUUAAGAAAUGGCUAGAUUUUUUUUUUGUUAGAUAAUAACCUAAUACUGGUAGAACAUAUAAUAAAAUCUCACAAAAAGUGGAUUAAAGAAAGUUAAUAAGAAGACAAAAAUGGACCAAUUUUCUUUUAGCACACAUUGAUAUUUCGAUUA